Dichomitus squalens LYAD-421 SS1 is the source of this 936-nucleotide messenger RNA. RefSeq lists its product as uncharacterized. The coding region runs from base 1 to 936 and encodes 311 amino acids. The record is from RefSeq and is a predicted model, not a curated record. The transcript has 15 exons. NCBI's taxonomy places the organism in Eukaryota, Fungi, Basidiomycota, Agaricomycetes, Polyporales, Polyporaceae.
AUGUCCUCCAAUGCUACUUCCACGGUCCUAACAUUGCUCCCUUCUCUCCCAUCACUAGAUAACACAUUUGGCGCUGUACUGAUUGGGACAUUCCUUGGUCUCAUUCUGUACGGCUUGACGGUACACCAGACCCUUACAUACUUCAGAGUGUACACUGCGGACGCAUUCCUGAUGAAGUUCAUGAUCUUUUGCCUGGCACUGCUGGACACCGGGAACGCGGUCGUUACCAUGCAUGUGUGCUAUCACUACCUCGUCACCAACUACUUUGAUCCUUUCUCCCUACUUGAUGGUGUUUGGUCUAUUCGAAUGUUGCCAGUACUCAUGACCACAACUUUCGUCAUUGCUCAAUUAUUCUACAUUCGGCGUGUGUAUCUUCUCGGCUCUGGAUACAGAUAUGUUGCUAUCGUCGCUGCUAUAUGCGCGAUCGGGGCUGUCGGCUUUGGGACAGUGUUCAGCGUAGAGUGCUUCAUACACACCACGUUCUUCGAGUUCCAGAAAUUCACUGUCGCUCCGCAGACAGUUCAAGCAGUCUGGAAGAGACUACCAGGGUACACGGUCGAACUCCGAAAUCCAGAUGAAGGCCAUCCGAACACUCACUUGCUCACGCUUUUCAACGACGACCACACGAUCACCGUCGAAUACCGGCAUACCUUGGAGGAUGACGAUCGGAAGUUGCGGAUCGAGGGCGAUGUGAAGAUUUCGCGACGCGCUCUUGACGAGGUGGAGGAUGUCGAGGCGGAUGUUAGAUCUGUGAGGUGGUGGGAUUACUCGCGUUCGUGGCGCCCAUCGCUAGACGAAAAAGAAGUCGUCUUCACCCUCGCAGGAAAGCAGCUCACCUUGAAGCUCUGCUUGGAUUGGGCAGCGCCGUCGCACUACUUCCCUCAUGUCGAGGUUGUCAGGAUGGAGAAGACCACACCUGCGGCGCUGCUCGAGUAG